AUGCAUGGAAGGUUGCAGCUGACAUUUGCCCAUGCCCUAGGCCUUGUGGACUUCGUGUUGCACAUCGACCACCACCUUGGGCAGCUCAUUGCCAGCCAUGGCCCUGCCACCUAUGCCAUUUUCUUCACCAUCGUCUUCUGUGAGACGGGCCUCGUCCUCACACCCUUCCUCCCAGGCGACUCCCUCCUUUUCGCUGCAGGCGCCUUCGCCGGCAUCGGCAAACUCUCCCUUCCCAUCCUCCUGGCCGUGUUCAUAACCUCAGCGAUCAUUGGCGACGCUGUGAAUUACGCUGUUGGCGCAUGGCUGGGCGACCGCGCCACCAAAUCCAAGCUCGUUUCUGCUGAAGCUAUAGGCAGGACCGAGCGCUUCUACGCCAAGCACGGCGGCAAGACGGUCGUGCUGGCGCGCUUCGUCCCCAUCAUCCGCACCUUCGCGCCAUUCGUGGCAGGCGUGGGCGGCAUGGCCUACAACAAGUUCGGCCUGUACAACGUCGCCGGAGCCGUCCUGUGGAGCGUGCUCUUCACCGGCGCCGGCUUUCUCUUCGGCAACGUGCCCUUCGUGGAGAGGAACUUCUCACUGGUGGUGCUGGCCAUUGUGGCGCUGUCGGUGGUGCCGGUCGUGCUCGAGGUGGCGGCCGCCUGGCGCGAGGGGAGCGCCGGGGAGGGCCGGGCGGGAGUGGCCUGA
Molecule: messenger RNA, 684 nt
Organism: Ostreobium quekettii
Lineage: Eukaryota; Viridiplantae; Chlorophyta; Ulvophyceae; Bryopsidales; Ostreobiaceae
Source: the annotation of a GenBank genome assembly